AAGCAUGCAUUAAAAUUGACCAGACGUGAUAAGUUUUUGUGACGUUCCUAAUGUAAAUUGCUAACACCCAGCAUAGUUUAUAAUACAGUUAAUUUUGAUUUAGAGGACAGUCUUGUAAACGUGCUUCCAUAGACACAGGAAAACUUUAUAUAUGCAUUUAUUCAAUUAGACUUCUAUUUGUGUUUUAUCCUGUAUUGAACCAUGCUAUUAGUUUUUCACUUAGUUUAUUUAAUUUUAUUGAGAAUUAUAAUUUUACUUCUUUUGAAUUGAAAUAAUUAUUGUGACAUUUCAAGAUGAUAGUAUUUGGUUUGAAAUGCAUUUACUUUUUGUAGUUUAGUUCCUUUUCAAUAUCUGUUUGCAUUAAAGUGAAUAAACAAGACACUUUUUGGAAGCAUAUAUAGUAUUUUAUUUUUGUUCAUACUUACAUGUAUAAUUCUCCCUAAUUAACAGGAGAUCAGGACAACACAACACCAAGGGGUGAUUAAAACUUAUUGUGAACUGUCUGUUUGUGAAAAAAAAUUCUGUGUGAUUUUAUCACAAUAUUUUUAAACCUUGGUCAGUGAAAGUUUUAGAUGAAAUUCUCAGUCAUUUUCAAUUUGGGACAAAUGUAGGUACAUUGUUACAAGCAUGAUUACAUCUAUUGUGUAAGCUUAAGCCGUAGUCUUUGUAUGUACGUAGUAUGUAUUUUUAUAUCUGAAUGUAUCAAAUAAUUCUACAUUGUUGUUAGAAUGGUCGAAACAUGUAGAUUUUUAGACAAUUACAUGUUGUAAUCAUAUUUUUUCCUUGGCAGGGGGUAAAAAUACUAUCAUAAUGAGCUUAAAAUCAAUGACAUCUAAAGUAAAUUUGGACUUUGCUUUAAUAUCUGCAAUAUGUUUAGUACCUAAUGUUUUCCCUGACCAAGGUUAAAGUAUGAGAGUUGCAUGUGUGAAUCAAAACUAAAUUAGCAAAUUUUUUGUGCCUUUUUGUAGAUUUUUGUAUUCACCAUUUUUAAGAUUUUGUUUACACAUUUUUGCAAAUGAAAGUCUUUUUAUGCAUAAUGGAUUUUUCUUGGAAUUUUUCAUGAAUCGAAAUUAGAUAUGGCAACAAAAACUAAUUUUUAUUUAUGUUACAUGCUUGUUUCAUUUAGGUUAGUAAUUAUAUUUUAGCAAUUUGAAGAAGAAGAAAAAAGUAUAUUAGUUUUAUUUUCAUUUCAAUGAAGAUGUGAAUGACAAUCCAAAAUCCCUCGAUACAUUUUUAAUCAAUCACAAGGCACAGCUGAUUUUCACAUUGAUGUCCAUAUGUUUGCUUUUUUGCCUUCUUUUAAUUGAAGUCACUAAUUAACUGAUGUUGUUUGACAACUGUACCCACCACCUUCCUGUCACCCAACACAGCCCCUGGUCAUCACACACCACAAUGUACCAGAUGUUGACCAUCUCUUAGUAAGAAAUCUAUGGUGAGACUGGUGCUGAUUCACAAGAUGACAAGUUCAAUGUGUUAAAGAAUCAAACUCAGGAGAUCAGAGAACAGGAGGAGAAAGAAGGUGUGGAUGAGGUAGAUAGCAAAGAUCAGAAUGUCAAAGCAACAAACAAGCAGGUUAGAUUCAAUGAAAAGGUUCAGAAAAUGGGAACUCCAGAGUCCUCAGUCAGUAAGCCAGGCGUGAUGAAUGACGAGGAUGACAGAGCUAAAAUUGAAGAUGUGAAACCUGAUCUGAAGAACAAAGAACUGAAUGGUCAUAUAAGUCAUGAUGAUGAAGGUGCCAUGGACACUUGUGAUGAAGUCUCUGAAAUAGAGACUGACUUUGAAUCUCCAGGGAAACAAAAAGAAAAUGGGAGUAAAGAAAUAGAAAGAAAGCAAGAGGAACUGGGAGAUGGAGGAAAUAAACCUCAAACGACAGAAGAUGGUGAGGAUGCAAGCAAGGAAUUGGGCGAUCAAAAAUCAGAGCAAAAGAAAGGAGAAGAAGAUAGUUAUUACUCGGAUGACUUUGAAGCAUCUAGUGCUAGUACUGUUUUGUCAGAUAAAGGUGCCGACAAAAAGCAGGAAGAAGGUGAGAACAGUUCAACAAAGGAAAAGGACACUUUUGUUCAAAAUACUAAAACAAGCCAUCAUGGUGAGUAUUAUGAUGAAGCUUAUGCAUGUGAUGGAGACAAACUUUCACUGCAUGAUGAGAAUGAAAUAGCUUGCAUGUCUGUAAAUGUGAAUGUGAAGGAAAAUCUUGAAACAACUAGUGUGAAGUCAUUUGAUGAGGAAAAGAAAUUCUAUGUAGAUGAAGAUAGCGAAGAUGAAGAACUGAAAAAAGGUCCUUUACAGACCACCUAUGAAGACAUGAAUAUAAUUGGACCUUUAGCUGCUCUUCUGAUGAAAGUCAGAAGAAAGAAAAGAGAAAUGCAAUCUAGAUUAUCUAUUGAUUCGGAAUGUGAGCAAGAUGCAGAGAGGGAGACAUCAGAGGGAUUUAGUUCUUCGAGUUCUCUUGAUAAAGAGUCGGCUAAAUUAGGUUCCCAAGCCUCAUUAUCAUCUGUGCCAUUUGAAAAUCAACUGAAUGGAAAGAAAAAAUUGCAACCCAUUGUAAUGGACAAGAAGAAAAAGAAAAAGAAAAAUUCGAGCACAAGUUCCUUGACAGACAGUGGUAGAAUAUCUUUCGAACCAAAUGGCAGAUCAAGGAGAUUGUCAGAUGCAAGUAUUAGGAGUUUUGACAGCCACAAGAGUAUUGAGCAACAAAUGAUAGAAACAUCACAGGAUGUUGUGAAGGCUGUACUUGAAUCCCAAAAGCAAAUGGCAAUUUCGAUUCAGCAAGUUACUGAAUCGUCUAAACUUGUAGUGAAUUCCUCAAAAGAAGUGCUAGAAUCUAGCAAACAAGUAAAUGAAUCUUCUAAACAAGUUAAUGAGUCUUCAAAGCAAGUCAAUGAAUCAUCGAAACAAGUUGUUGAAUCUUCUCAGAAUGCCAUAGAUACUGCAAUGCAAGCAAUACUUUCCAUCAAACAGACUGAAAAAGAGUUUGUUAAUUUGAUAAAAGAUGAUAAACAACUAGAAGACAAUGUAACUGAUGCAGAAGUUGAUGCUCAGAAGACACUAUCAGAAAACAUGUUACCAGAAACUGCAGAGAUUGGUGAUGUUGAAAAACCUGACUCCAAGGAUGAUUCCAGCAAUACAGGUAUGAUGGAGGAAAGAACAAUUACUGAAUAUCCAGAACCAGCAAAUGAAACGGAAAAGACUGAAAUGGCGCAAAAUGAAGGGGACAAAGACAGCGAGGAUUUGGAUACAUCUUCUCAUACUGUUAUACAAAAAUCAGCACUUUUUGAAAGUAAAGAUUUUGAUUCUUUCCCUGCCGAAGAUUCAGUAAACAGCAUAGAAGAUAAAAACUUCAAUAAAGUGGUGAAGCUGAUAGAUACACUACCAGAUGCUGAUAUUAUCCACACACCUAACAAAAGUAAUCUAUCAGAAUUGCACAAAAGCAAUUUGUUUGAUUUUAAGGAUAUAGAUUUGGUACCUUCCCAUGAUGAAAUUAGUGUAAGUAAUGAACUGCAUGACAUCAUUGACCUUAUGAAGAAAGAUGAAAACGUGGACCAAAUUGAUGGUGAGGUACACACUUAUGCAGAAGAAAUGCACAUACCUGCUGAAUUUCAUUAUGCUGAUUAUAGAAUCUAUUAUGACAAAAUGGAAAAACAAUCAACUGUUCAACAAAAUGAAAGUUUGAAAGAAUUGUCGCUGAGGGAUGAAACGGUGUGCUCACAGGAAAAUGAAAACGCUUACAAUUCAUCAUCACCUUUUGCCAGAAGAAAUUCAGAAAAUACAGAUUUCUUUGAUAAGGAAAGCAUGCUAGCAAAGAAGAAAAGGUCUCGGUCAAUGCCAGUGGCUAUCAAGAAAACAGAAAUUGAAAAAAUUAAACCAAAAACAUUUGUUUAUAUUGCCAAAGACGAAACUUUGUACACAGAGACCGUUGAUGUUAAAGUUAGAGAAGUUAUCAUAGAAGAUGACUGUGAUGAACAAUCUGAAAAUAAAUCUUCUACUCCUAGGAGUAGGUCUCUGCCUCAGGAAAAAAAUGAAAGUAGCAAAACAAGUGAUAAUUCAGACUCCUCAAUACUUGUUCAUAAGAGCUCUGAAGAAGAUGCUCUCGUAAGUUGUAUAUCAGAUGAUGAACAAUUUGACAAUAUAUCAUUAAACACAAGUGGAGAAGCAGAGUUGGUUGUUGAUAAAGUAUUGCUAAAUAUCAGAAGAAAGAGUGGGCACUCAAGCCUAGAGGAAUAUGUAAAAUCUCAACAAGUGUCAGAGGAAACAAAAAAUGAAGACACUAUUUCGUUAGAUACAGUGAACGAAGCAGAAUUGAUCGUUGAAAAUGUGCUACAUAAAUUGAAGAAUGAAAAUAUGCAGUCCUGCCAUGGACAAAAGAGAGAAAUAGAAUCAGCUUCUCUGAAGCCAAUUACGCCACGUACUGAUCCUGACGGACAGGUUACUCAGUUUGUGAGUGACGAAUCAUCCACUGUGAAAGAAAACAUGGUGGACGUCCAAGGUAGCUCAGGGGAUGGCAUAGUGAAAAGUUCAAGUGAUGACUAUGAAGAUAAUUCUGUAAAAAGUUCAUGUGCAGGAAAAGAUGACUCAGUCGGCAAACCUAGACCAUUACGAAGACAGGGUGCUGUACAGAAUCUGUAUGAGGCGAUUGAUGUUGAGACUGUGCCAUCGCUAGAUGAAGCAUGUGAAACAUUCAGAAAACAAAUUGACGAUGAUGACAAUUCAUUAAGCACAAGUGAGGAAGCUUCAUUGAUUGUUAAAAGGGUUAUUGAAGGAAUAUCAGAUGAAGAAAGUUUGGAGAGGAAAGAUUUAGUCAAUAAGCAAGCUGUUAAUUUAAAUAAAAAUACUGAUGUUCCUGUUACUGAUAGUACAUCUAAUGCAGUUUCACUUAAUGCUAGUAGCGUUGAAAAUCUGACUGAAAAAGCCAAUUCCUUUACAAAAGGUGAAAACUUGGUUUGUCCUGAAAAUAUUGGCAAGGAGACUAGAUACAGCCCAGCUCCUAAGGAAGAAAAUGAAGACGACACAUGCUUUCAACCAAUCAAGGAUGAAAUUGAGGAAAACACAACACUCAUAGUUGCAGAUGAAAGCAAGCAUUCUUCAAAUACUGAUUUACAAGACAUGCGAGAUGAAUCAGAAAUGUCAAAUACCCCAAAUUUAGAACCAAUCCCAAUUGAAAAAGAAGAAGACCGAGCAAUAAUAUGCCCAGUUGUAGACAGAACAGAACUAGAGAGUCAUUCUCAACAGCUGCCAUUUUUAGUGAAGGCCAGAUCUGGAGCAAUGGUUGUAAAGUAUCCAGAGCCAGAACAGCAGACAGCAAAAGAAGAGGAAAUCAACAGUUUAAUUAAUGAAGAGAUGAAGGCAAUGACAAAACCUGGUAAAGACCUAAAUGAUGUGAAAGAUAAUGAUACGCCUUGUAUUACUGUUACAGAGGCAAGUGAUGUUUCAAGAGGUAGCGACGAAUCAACUGUUGAGUCUAAAAAUAGAAAAUACACGAAUGAAGAAGGUCUUGCAAACACACAUGAAACAGAUAUUCAAGAUGAGGUGCGUGAACAAGUAUACGAAGGAGGAAAUAAAGCUGUACAGACAACAGAAAGAAAAGACACGAAUGUAGAAGAUAUUGCAAACAAAGAUGAAACAGCUGCUCAAGAUGGAGCAAAUGAACAAAUAUAUGAAGAAGGAAAUAAAACUGUGCAGACAACAGAAAGAAAAGACAUUAAUGUAGAAGAUAUUGUAAAGAAAGAGGAAACAGCAGUUCAAGAUGGGAUAAAUAAACAAUUGUGUGAAGAUGGAAAUAAAACUGUACAGUCAUUAGAAAAUGAAAGUAAGACAUUUGAGGAAAUUACAACGAAACCUAAACUAAGCGAAAGGCCAGAUUCAGCGGUUUCUUUAAGCUCUAGUUCUGAGUCCUCAGAAACAGAUGUGAAGUUCUUUAUGAAUGAUGAGGAAGUCAAGUAUCCUCGCGAAUUUCAGAAUGGGACACCAGCAGAGGGAACUCCAAACUUACUGGAGAUUGAUGGUAAAAUAAUCGAUUUAGAUAAUCUUGAGAGCUUAGACAAAGAAACUUACAAAAAAGUGAUGGCAGUGGCCUACAAUAUUGAUAUUAUGUCCACGAUUUCAGAAGAACAUUCAACAAGCCAGAGCACAGCCCAUUUAUCAAAUAAAUGAGGAAAAGCAUGACAGGAUGGUAUUCACUCUUGAAGUUAGCUUGGUAGCUGUGGUAGAAAUGUGUCCUUGUUCAUUGGCAUGCUUUAGUAUUCUAUCAGUGUUUUGUCCUUCUAGAGCUAUAACGUUUGUGUUUGUUGCAUUACUUGACAAGAGAGCAUGAUAAUGUUUUGUGAUCUUCAAUGUGAACAACUGAACAACGUGGACAUUAUUUCAAAUGUUUUAUCCAAGUUUCGCACAUAUUUUAUGCUUCGUAAAUUUGUGUGGAUUAUUUGUGUUUUGUUUCAUUCAUGCAUUGUUGUUGAUAGUACAUAUACAUGUAUAUAGCUGUUCACACUAAAGUUAUCAAAGUAGAGGUCGCAUGCGAUCGUGUUAUAAAUAUAGAUUGUUGUUGUGUGAUACACAUAUUUGUAUUAUCAAUAUAUUAUAUGAUUUUGACCUUAAGUUCACAGUCAUCUUCUAAGCUAUUUACUUUUUAGGACAUUAAGAUUCAGAAUAUCAUAUUUUUUCCUCGCUAUUUUUCAUUGUGUCUUGCCAACAUGCAUUUAUUGUUUCCUAUGUAUUACACUGGAAUGGACAUUGUCAAUCUUUUCUUUCAGCUGCUCUAAUGGAAAAUGUUGAUUGCCUCUCGGUUAUUUCAGAGGAAAAAUAUCUUUGUUAUGAUGCGGUAUCAAUUCAUGAUUGAGUGGUUUACAUUUCGGAGGUGAAACAAUUAUAUUGUGUACUUGUAUUGAGGGAUUUAACAAUUACAUCGUGUAUUUGUAUUGAGGGAUUUAACAAUUACAUUGUGUAUUUGUAUUGAGGGAUUUUGGUGUUAGUUUGACUGUUCUUAGACUUUUUAGAUUCUAUAUAUAAGAAUGACCUCUGUUAUUUUUUCUCAAUAUUGUAGACAGGAAUGGUUAUGGAUUCACGUAAUAUAGUAUAAUUACAAGAGAAAUAUUAUGGUUAUGCACUUUCUUUGUUAAGGUCAAUAUUCUUAUCUCAUGAAUAUCUGAAGACUUAUUUCUAUUAUUAUUACAUGUGUUAUUAUUAAAACUGUGAAAACAAUGAUUUAUUGAUAAUCAUUCCAAAUAAAUUAAAGUUGACAUGUACAGUGUACAUGUUUAUACAUAUUACGUGAGGUGGGUACUUUCCCUCCGGGAUCACUAUUAUAGAAUUGGGUAGAAUUUGUUUUCUCCCAUUGGAGGAAGUUACUUAGUGCACCUUUAGAUUCGGUGCUGUUAAUAUUGCCAGUCAUUUUUUUGUUUACUUAAUUAUAUAUUAAUGUUAUUCUAUUAUUAUAAUAUUAAUUACCAACAGUUUGUAUGCUAAGUCGAUUGGGUUUAUAUGUUUGUGUUUUUCAUUUUACUUUUAGUGCAUGAAGUAGUUUUCUGGUAUUUGAUUAUGUAAGAAUCAGUUUGGAAUGGGUCCUUAUUUAACACAUUUUUACAAAUACAAUGUAAUGUUACAAAUUACUAUUAGUUCCUGUAAAUAUUGUUGGUCUUGUGAAAAAUCAGUUUCCAGUUGUAAUAGAUUAUAUAUCAGUAUUUUAUCCAUAUGUUGAAAAAAAAAAUCGAAAAUCAAUUUUGAACACUAUUUCAUCACAUUGGUUGACUUUGGUUUUUGCCCGAUUUAAGUGCAGCCCCCAGAAGUUUCUGCCUUUGGUUUUUGUCCAAUUUAAGUUCGGCCCCCAGAAGUUUCUGCCUUUGGUUUUUGCCCGAUUUAAGUUCAACCCAAAGAAGUUUCUGCCUUUGAUUUAAAAACUAUACGUAAUUUAAAAUUCAUUUUGCUAUUUCGUAUUUACGUUCAUAAUAUUAUAUAUUAAGUCUUAAUGAAUAUUAUAGAUAUCCAAAAUGCUCAAAACAAAGCAUGGGUCUUGUUUAUGUUAACAUGGCACAUGUAACGACUAUCAACAUGAAGCCAAUGUUGACAGCUUCGGUUAAAAACUUUUACAAUGAAAAUUGUCAGUUUUCUUCUUAGAGCUUGCUCCCUAAAUUAAAUUAUCAUUUACCUUUGUCCAAAUAUGGAAUACUUUUGACAUUCGUUUUAGAAAUCUUGGGAUUCUUGCCUCCGCACGAGGUUUUCUGGCUAAUGAUAAGCGUAUGUUUAUAAUCCUAACGAAUGCGCGCACAUUCGACUCACUGUAGAUUUGGAAAUGCACCAUGUCUUCAAACACAAUUUGGGAAGCUGAACUUUGUGUAAAUACGAGGUGUAUCCUGUGUAAAAAUAUUUUUCAUCCAAUUAUUUAUAAAAGAUCUUUAUUUUUAUAACAAAAUAAACUGUCAAUUUCAAUCGAGGAAAAAUCGUGUCCAUGCCCCUUUAAUCGUUCUUAUUGGCUUUUAAACCGUAUAUGGCAUGCAGCAUGCAUGGGAAAAUCAAAAACAUGUCUGAAAUGUUCAGACUAUUGGCUUCUAUGUGAAAUCACUUAAUUGCAUUACGUACCAAAAACGACCCCUCUUGCAGACCGCAACAUGGGAGUUGGUAUCCAAAACACAUGUAUUAACACUUACUUCUAAUUGACAAAAACCAUUAUUAAUGGACUGAAACCUUCAGAAUUUUUGUGGGUUGAAGUUGAAUAGGGCCAAAAUCUGUCUUGUCUUCCUCCAAGAUCAAGGAUGGUUAUUGAAAUAUGCGCAUGUCAUUAGCUUGAACCCAUAAUUGAUUGAAGAAUGUGUUUUUUGUCUAUUCUGAGUUUUAGAAAUACUGGCAUUUAGAUAAACAUAUAUUUUCUACCUAUUUGUUUUCACAAUGUUGAAAAUUAUUAUCACCUUUUCAAAGAGAUUUUUUCAAUAUAAAAAAUAGAAAAAUAAAGGUUUUCCAAACCC
Molecule: messenger RNA, 8948 nt
Organism: Ostrea edulis (European flat oyster)
Lineage: Eukaryota; Metazoa; Mollusca; Bivalvia; Ostreida; Ostreidae
Exons: 2
Coding region: 1600-6147 (1515 amino acids)
Source: RefSeq, a predicted model, not a curated record